Molecule: messenger RNA, 2966 nt
Organism: Pseudogymnoascus verrucosus
Lineage: Eukaryota; Fungi; Ascomycota; Leotiomycetes; Thelebolales; Thelebolaceae
Gene: RPN8
Product: proteasome regulatory particle subunit
Exons: 5
Coding region: 1-2655 (884 amino acids)
Biological process (GO): regulation of cyclin-dependent protein serine/threonine kinase activity; proteasome-mediated ubiquitin-dependent protein catabolic process
Cellular component (GO): proteasome complex; proteasome regulatory particle
Molecular function (GO): metallopeptidase activity; protein kinase binding
Source: RefSeq, a predicted model, not a curated record
AUGCCGGCCACUACAGCAGAAGCCCACUCCCUCGUCACCACCACCGUCUCUGUCGCACCUCUCGUCCUCCUCUCCGUUGCCGAUCACUAUGGCCGCUCCGCAAAGGGCACUCGCAAGCGGGUGGUUGGUGUGUUGCUUGGACAGAACGAGGGGAAGAACGUGAGAGUAUCAAACAGUUUCGCAGUGCCAUUCGAGGAAGACGAGAAGGACCCAUCAGUAUGGUUUCUGGACCACAACUACGUAGAGUCGAUGAACGAUAUGUUCAAGAAGGUGAACGCGAAGGAGAAGUUGAUUGGAUGGUAUCAUUCGGGCCCCAAGUUACGGGCAUCGGAUCUGGAAAUCAAUGAGCUGUUCAAGAGAUAUACGCCCAACCCGCUGUUGGUAAUCAUCGAUGUCCAACCGAAGGAGGCUGGCGUACCGACGGAUGCAUACUUCGCAGUGGAUGAGAUUAAAGACGACGGAACGACCACAUCCAAGACCUUCGUACACACCCCAUCUAUCAUCGAGGCAGAGGAGGCAGAGGAGAUUGGAGUUGAGCACUUAUUACGAGAUAUCCGUGAUGUAGCAGUCGGCACACUCUCGACAAGGAUUACGUCGCAACUGCAAUCACUUCAAGGGCUGCACUUGAGGCUGCGUGAUAUACAACAAUACCUCCAGAAGGUCAGCGAUGGGAAGUUACCAGUCAACCAUGUCAUCUUGGGCAACCUCCAAGAUGUCUUCAACCUCCUCCCGAACCUCUCCACACCAAAGGCCUCCACAUCAGAAACUCCAGGGUCGGGCGAGGCCACCAGCGAACUGGCACACGCCAUGAGCAUCAAGACCAACGACCAGCUGAUGGCCAUCUACAUUAGCAGUCUGAUCCGCGCCAUCACAGCCUUCCACGACUUAAUCGAGAACAAGAUCCAGAACCGCCAGCAGCAAGAGGAGAAGGAGGCGAAGAAGGACGAGGAUAAGGAGAAGGAGGGCAAGGAUGCUAAGAAGGCCGAGGGCGUCACGAACGGGGAAAUCACCUCCGUAGACGACUCUGAGAAGGCGAAGGAGGACAAGGAGAAGAACGCGAACCCUCCCAAAAAGCAGGGUCAGUCGUCCAAAGCCUCAUGGGUCCCGCCCGCCAAAUUCACGCCGCGCCGAAAAUCGCACCAGCGAACCACCUCAGGGACAUUUACAACAACCACAACCCCCAUAUACCCUCCAACGACUCUACGCAACACGACUAAACCACGAACUAUCAAACCCCUACCGAAUCCCACCCCACUCAAGCCCUCGACAGGCCUUUUCCCCCACCGCCUCCCUGAGCCUCGCCCAGCCCUCGACCCCGCCCACGUACUCGCAGGAGGCGAUGUGCAACCGCAGCUCGAAAUCAGGAAGCUAGGACAGGACGAGCGCGCGCGCACACGAUUCAGCAGUGGAGGGAAGAAGAGCGCGAUGCUCGCCGCGCCUAGCAACUCGAGCCCCCGCAUCGCGUCGCCCGCGAGCACAACCACCAGCGCCUUCCGCUACAGCAACAGCAGCACCACCGCUAGCCCGUCGACCAGAAAUGGCAAGAGCGCGAGCCCCGCGCUUCCCUCACUCCGCCAGCAGCGCGAUAUGACCGCCGAUACGGCGUCGAAUGGGGUGUCGGGGUCGCCGGCUACGACGGCGCUCGGAUCGUCGAAUUCGUCUCAGGAUCUGGUCGACUUGAAGAAUCUGAAUAUGAGGCGCGAAUCGCAGGAUGAGGCGGGUAGACCGGAUGAGUCUGGUAAUGGGGGGGAUGUCAAUGGUGAAGGGCGCACACAGGGCGGCUCGGCAGGCGAAGGCGACGGAGUAAGAACAGCGAUAGAUAUUCAAGCGCUCUUACAAUCUCCCAGCGCGAAGCGCCGCCAGGACCCUAAACCAGCCAAGGACGGUUCAUCACGGGCGAGCCAGCAAUUUUUGCCUCCGAAGCGGCCGCGGGCAGCACAGAGAGCCCCAAAGGUGUUACCUAUACGCUACGAACUGGUCGAUGUGGAGGAUAUGGUUAUUCUCGUUGCCGGUAUGGUCUCGGAGCUGAUCCAAACGAACGAUAAUCUGCCACUGCGGGAUGUGGUACUCACACGCUUCCACUCUCGCACACCGCCAGGCAUCUCAGUCCUCGACUACCUCCAACGCCUCGCCAAGCACGCCGCACUCACCCCACCCCUCCUCCUAUCCAUGGUCUACUACAUGGACCGGCUCUGCUCACUCUACCCCGCCUUCACAAUAACAACCCUAACCGUGCACCGCUUCCUCAUCACCGCCGCCACCGUCGCCGCAAAAGGCCUCUCGGACUCCUUCUGGAACAACACAACGUACGCCCGCGUCGGCGGCAUCAAGCUCGCCGAGCUAGGCCUGCUCGAACUCGAGUUCCUGCACCGCGUUGAUUGGCGCAUCGUUCCCAAUCCGGAGGUGCUGGUGGAUUACUAUCGGGGGCUUGUCGCUCGGACUGGUGAUUACGUGAUAGAAGACGAGGAUGCGGAUGUGGAUGCCAUGGGAGAGCCGGUAGUAGCAGGAUCUGCAGAAAUGCCUGGCGAAGAAGGGGGAGGACGAGAUACGAAAUGGGAAAUGUGGAUGAGAGACGUGGCGCAUACAACGGACACAAAAGGAGGACCAUCUGGAGAGAACUCUGGCAACGUCGGAGCAGCAUCGGGGCAGCCCUGAAGAGGGGUCACAGAACCCGGAGAUUACUUAGAGAUAUAAGUCGCACAUACAUGCAUGCAUUAGUCAGGAGUUGGGGCUGGGUGGCGUUAAUAGCGAAGAGGAGGGCCCUUCGCGCGGUAGGCGCUGGUUGUGGCGCCGGCCGAUCGAUUAUGAAGGUUUGGAGAUGUGAUGAUGAAGGGAUUUGGAAAUGAAAUUAGGGUCACUAAUGCCGCUUUGUUGGUAGUACAAUUCACGUAUAUAUACUUUGUGCCUGUUGGUGUAACUCUGACUGUGACGACUGGGAUAUGUCGUGCCAUGGUAUUGGAAUAGGG